AUGACCUUGGCCAAUGGACGCAUCUUGAAUGUCACAACCAUUCAGCCAAUCAGAAAGCCGCAUUUGAGAUCCAGCGAUGGCGCGGGCCCAACCGGAUGCAUGACUCAGCACCCGUGUAUCUGCCUCAGGCGUCAACACCACACCACCCGCAAAAUCCUAGAGCACUUCUCACCUCCCUUCCCGUCUCCAUCCCAAACCUCUCCCCUCACCAUUGUUCCCGUUCGGUCCAACCGUGGUCCUCCUCUCACAAUGUCCGCCUUCUCCGUCUUCCGCAUGGCGACCCGCGCCAUCCGCCCCAACGGCCUUUGCAGAGCUCCUCAAAUCACCCGCGCUCGGAUGCAGUCCCCGGUGACUCUGGCCGCCGUCCGCGCCUCCAACUUCGGUACCACCUCCAAGCUCCUCUCCGGCCACGAGGACGAGACAUUCGAAGAGUUCUCUGCCAGAUUCGAGAAGGAAUUCGAGGGUGUGCAGGAUGUUUUCGAGCUCCAGCGCAACCUGAACAACUGCUUCGCUUACGAUCUCGUCCCCUCCGUUGAGGUCCUCACUGCCGCCCUCAAGGCUGCCCGCCGUGUGAACGACUUCCCUACCGCUGUCCGCGUCUUCGAGGGUAUCAAGGCUAAGGUCGAGAACCCCGAGCAGUACAAGCAAUACCUCGAGUCCCUCGAGGGUCUGCGCCAGGAGCUUGGCGUCGCUCUCCGUGAGGAGCUCUACCCCCAGGAGUAG
This is a messenger RNA of Penicillium salamii, 723 nucleotides long. The record is from the annotation of a GenBank genome assembly. NCBI's taxonomy places the organism in Eukaryota, Fungi, Ascomycota, Eurotiomycetes, Eurotiales, Aspergillaceae.